AUGCGUUUCAAACGUGACAUCUUUUAUUGGCGCAAUUUUCGUAUGAAUGACUUGCCACCCGAAAUCAUUACGCACAUCUUCCGUAUCGCUGCUUGGUCAACCAGUACCCCAGCUGAAGGCACGCACAUUCGCCUAUUGCUCACUUCGGUGUGCCCCAAAUGGCGCAGGUUGAUGAUCGAAGACUGCACCCUUUGGAGUGCCAUCUGGUUCCGAGAUCCUCCUCCGUAUGAACGGUCGCUGGAGUGGUUUAAGAGGGCAGGUGGUGCACCGUUGGACAUCCGCAUCAACGAACACGAUGCCGACUGGAAGUCCAAAGAUGAUGAUUGGAGGUACAAAGAGGACGACCAUCGGUUUACUACCGAACAGAUGGAAGAGCUCAUGGACAAACUCUUUGUCAAAGUCUCUCAGAUUCGCAUGCUUGUGCUUGUUGUCGACAACUGGCCCCCUGCACUCGUAGUUUUGGACAAGCUGCAGGAAGCAGCUUAUGCUGGGAAGGCUAUCAACAUGGAACGUUUAGAAAUUCAUAGGAUGGGACAACCUUUUGUAUGGCUCGGGCCAGGGCGUACACCUGCUGUGCUUUUCGGUGGCCAGACUCGAACCUUGAAAUAUCUCUGCCUCUCCGGCGUUCACAUUGACUGGAACGCGACUCCCCUUUGCAACCUGUCUACUAUCGACCUCAGGAAAAUCGCAAUGAAUGUUGCGCCAACAUUGAAUCGCUUUCGCGAGGUUCUCCUUGCUUGCCCUCGCUUGCAGAAGUUGUCUUUGGAUGGCGCAGGCCCGCAACCCAGCGCUAGAAAGUCCGAUCACAUUCCAAUUGACCUUCCCCACCUGAAGGUUCUCGUUAUAGGCGGCUUCAGCAUGUUGUACUCGUGCUACAUUUUAUCUCAGUUCAAGGCACCCAACAUUCGCGACCUGACGUUAAUGAAUCUGACAGGCGAAGAUUAUACAACAAUGAUCGCUGCCAUAACUGGUCGGUAUAGGGAGCUACGACUCCUGACGCUCUACACGGUCAACAUAAGUCCCACAGAGGGGGGUACGAAGGCGAUGGUGAAGUUCCUAUACGCGAUGCCUUACCUGAGCUAUCUACGAAUCGCCUCCAUGAAGUGGCAUGUCAUAGAUGCAUUCAACGAAGACCCUCGAGAAUAUGGACUUGGGAGGGACACAGUCACUCAGUCGUUCCCGCAGAACCGUCUAGUUCUGUGUCCGAAACUUCAGACGAUAGAAUUCCAGCAAUUGUCUGGAACGAAGAUAGCAGAGUGGGCGGCUAAGAGGAAGGAGCUAGGCGCCCCGCUGAGGAGGGCCUAUGUGAAUUCUCCAUACGUCAGUAAGGUAACUACGGAUGAAGCGGAAAUGAUCCAACAGGUCGUGGGCCUGUUCAUCGCGCCUCUGGGGUCCACUACCCCCGAGGAGAGGGCGUUGGCGACUUGCGACCGUUAUGGAGAGACGAUCUAG
This is a messenger RNA of Suillus subaureus, 1452 nucleotides long. RefSeq lists its product as uncharacterized. Bases 1 to 1452 code for a protein of 483 amino acids. The record is from RefSeq and is a predicted model, not a curated record. The transcript has a single exon. Lineage: Eukaryota; Fungi; Basidiomycota; Agaricomycetes; Boletales; Suillaceae.